AUGGACCCUCUAGUCUUCAUCCCCCACCUGGAGAAGAAUGAAGGAGGCAUGGAGUGCUCAAGAAAGCGGAACCGGCCCGGCGCCGCCCACCUGCAGCUGCGGUGGGACAGCGCGCGGACCCGUGCCUGGGAGGCCUCCGCGCUCGUGCACGCGUUGUCCCUUCCGUCGGGCGCGGCCUGUCCCCGGCUGGGCUUCGCGGUGGACCCGGCACGCCCGCCGCCAGGGCCCCACCUGGCCUCUUCCCUCCGGCCGGGGUCGGGGCUCCCCCGGCAGCCCGCGCCCUCGCGCACCGCCCGGCGGCUGCAGCCCGGCUUUCCCCGCGGGCAGCGCCUCCCCCUCCGCGGAUCUCUCACCCGGAGCGCAGGGUCUGCCCACGUUCCUCCGCCCAGAACCGGGCCUGACGUCCACCAGGCGCUCGGAGCGCCGCUGCCUGCGUCAAACGGCUCAUUCGUCGGCCGGCGCUCUGGGGUCGGUUUCCGGCCUGUGCGCAGCCGCCAGGACCGCGCGGCCGGGGCAGCCGCCCCGCUCCGGGCCUGCGCGUCUCCCCAGCCCCGGCGGGGGGACUCGCGGGGUGCUCGCGCCCUAGAGGCAGCCCAGGGGCGGCCCCGCGCACGCGCCCUCUCGGCACGCGCCUCCCGGGCCCCGGCGGCCAGCCUCCCGGGCGCGCCUGCGGCGGCGGUGGGCAGGCCCGGACCCUGCCAGCGGCCCACCUGCCCCGCCCCGCCCAGGGCCUCCCUGCUUCCCGGGCGCGGGGAGGCCCGGCCUGUCCGCCCCCAGGAGCCUGGCGCGCCCAGGCGUGACGGGCCCCAAGGAAAGAUGAGAGUAAUCGAGGAGGGACACAGAGUCACAGAGGAGGAGGACAUGUGAAGAAGGAGACAGAGACUGGGGUGAUGUGUCCACAAGCCAAGGAGCACCAGGGUUGCUGCAGCUGCCAGGAGCUGGAAAGGGGCCUGGAACAGAUUCUCCCUUGGAGCCUCCGGAAAGAACCAGCCCUGCUAGUUAAUGCCUUGAGUUUGGACUUCUAGCCUCCAGAAUAGUGAGAAAAUAAAUACGUGCUGUUUUAAGCCACCAAGA
Messenger RNA from Manis javanica (Malayan pangolin), 1074 nucleotides. The record is from RefSeq and is a predicted model, not a curated record. Lineage: Eukaryota; Metazoa; Chordata; Mammalia; Pholidota; Manidae.